AGCUCAAGAUACAGAGAAGGGAGCCCCGAAGUGGGCCGGCCGCCUGAGGGCUGAGGACUCAUGGCGGCCCUGGACGCCGACCGAGGCGCCAUCCCAAAGCAUCCGCAGCAGCUCUUCUUCGACAAUGUCAACCCUGCCACGCGCCUCUUGGAGAAGCGACGUCAGAUGUACGAGGUGCAGGAUGCUUUAGACAAUCAGAAGGCGCGCUUCGCCAAGGAGGAAGACCAGUUCCGGAAAAAGGAAGAGGAGCUCCGGACCCAGGACUUAAAACUCCAGAGCCAGUUGGUGCAGUUCAACAAGUUCCUGCAAGACAACGAGGCGAAGAGACGGCGCUCAGAGACGCGCGCACAUGAAGAAGCUGCCCAGAUCAAGCAGAAGGAUGAUGAGAUCCUGGAUUUGGAGAAGCAGUUGGAAGACAGCCGAUCUCUGUGCGCCAAGCUAGAAGAGGAGAAGGAACGGAACAUGAAGUACGAGGAGUUUCUGGAGCUGGUCAAGGAAACCUGCGACGACUAUGCUGAGAUCUCGGAGAUCGUGGAGCGGCAUGCCACGCUGGAGAGCGCCAACACGGACCUGGCGGAGCAGCAAACGGAAUGGGAGACCAGCAUCGAGGAGCUGAGGAGCCAGUUCCAGACCUACAAGAAGGAGCAGGAAAACGAGAUGAUGGAGUUGCGAAACAGGGUCGCGAUGCUUCAGAUAGAGCUGGACGAGUGCCAGAAGAAGCGGCAACAGCUUCAGCAUGACUUCGAUGAAGCCACGCAGGAGGACUCCAGGCACUCGCUUUUCUUCGGGCAGAUCCUUAUGUCUGUGGAGAACUUGUUCCUCCGCUGCACGACCAAGAGGAAAAACAUCCAGCAUGCCCAAACCCCGGUGGAUGACGAGGGCAAGCAAGAAGGUGAGGAGGGCCAGGAUGAGAGUGAGGACUCCUUCCGGAAGAAGAAGGAGACUGCCAUAAGGCAACUCAAGGUCAUCUUAGCCUACCUCAAGGAUUUCAAAGAGAUUUGCGAGAUCCUUCGGAAAGAGCGGCGAGGAGAUCCUACCCGUGCCAAGGGUAGCGCUCUUGAAGCCGUCACCGCGCAAGAGCCCAACAUCCGAUUUGAGGCCGAAAUGCCUCGCGGGGGUGACCGCGGAUCACAAAACUCAGGCUCCCAGGGCAAUACCAAGGAGCUGCGGCCGAGCGCGAAUAUCAGCACCACUCAAGACUUUUGAGUGGCUUGGUCGCCGCUUUGUCCAUUUGCAGUGCAAGCUGGCACCGCAGACUAUGUUCGGUC
Molecule: messenger RNA, 1268 nt
Organism: Effrenium voratum
Lineage: Eukaryota; Dinophyceae; Suessiales; Symbiodiniaceae
Source: the annotation of a GenBank genome assembly